GCGUCAACAAUUUAAGGGUCACGCAGGUAGAAAACAAGUAGUCAGUUUUGUACGCAUCACAACAAAGAUGAGAGAAUGUAGCUCUACAGAAGUUGAGACGAAACCAACAGCGACGACGUGUUGCAACAAAGUUAGAUGGUAUCUUGUGGUUCAUUGCCUUUUGGCCAUCGCAUCAACUGUAGUUUCUGCCGGGAUAACGAAUAUUAACGUGAGUACGCUGGAAACACGAUUUUCACUGGACAGUGCCGAGUCAGCAUUGAUUGUGAUAUGCUUUGACAUAUCUUUCUGCGUGGUUACCGUUUUUGUGACCUAUUUCGGAGCAACCGCAAAUAGACCGAGAAUAGUAGGAAUUGGAAGCGCGAUUUUUGGGCUGGGGUCACUCGUGUACGCUUUACCACAUUUCAUUUCACCAUUGUAUGACUACGGGGACGAAUUACCGUCCGUGAUUUGUAACUCAACAAGUCAGCUAGAUUGCACCUUGGAGCCAAAUAAUGAACUCAAAAAGUUCAUGUACGUAUUACUUGCGGGACAACUUUUAUUGGGCUGCGGAAGUACACCCUUGUAUACAUUAGGCUUGGCAUAUAUUGAGGGAAACGUAGCAAAGAAUUCGGCUUCAGUAUAUUUAGGUAUUGCAAAUGCGGCUGGCAUAGUUGGUCCGGUAUUGGGUUUCGUUCUCGGCGGUUUAUUCCUGGAUGUAUACGUAGAUGUGGAUCAAGUUUCAAGAGACAGCGUCAAUCUAACACCAUCUGAUCCACGUUGGGUGGGAGCUUGGUGGAUUGCCCCGCUCGCUAUUGCUGGUGUGUGUUUCUUGCUGGUUAUCCCAUUUUGCACAUUCCCUAAAACGAUACCAGGUUCCGAGGAAUUUCGCUUAAACCGUAAAUCGGAGGUCCAUCGGUCAGUUUAUGCAAAAGACAUCAACCAGAACGUUUGUUUCAAAGAAAAAGUCCGGAAUUUUCACAAAGCUUUGUUUUUGCUGCUUCGAAAUCCGACCUAUACUCUACUGACACUUGGCGGAUGCAGCCAAAUGCUGAUUAUCAACGGGGUGUCCGCGUUUCUCGCCAAAGUUAUUGAGAAUCAGUUUAACAUUACUGCGAGCCGAUCAGCAUUGUUUUCAGGCGUAAUUCUUGUCCCUGCCGGUGUAUUCGGACACCUAAUUGGAGGUUUUCUCGUCAAGCGUUUCCAAUGGAAAACUCCAGCUAUUAUAAAAUUUUGCGCAGCAACAGCUUUUUUUGUGACUGCUCUAAGCCCAGGCGUCUUGAUGCAUUGCGAAAGUGUUCAAACCACUGGAGUUCUCAUACCAUACAGUUAUUCCGGAAAUGAAUCUCACGAAAGUUUUUCACUGGAUUUGAACUCUGAAUGUAAUUCAAACUGUUCGUGUUCGCAAGAAUUCUUUUCCCCAGUUUGUGGAAGCGACGGAAAGAAUUAUUUCUCUGGCUGUCAUGCUGGCUGCACGAAUAGACAAACUGUCAAUCAAAGCAAGAUAUUUGUAAACUGUUCAUGCAUCCCUGCAAGUAACGAUGAAUUUGGACAAACAGCGACACCUGGUGGGUGUCCUACAACAUGUAGCAAACUACCCGCUUGGUUAGCGAUUGCAUUUCUGAUGGUAUUCUUCACAUUUAUUGCAGUAACUCCUGCAUUGGUGGUAACAUUUCGGAUAGUACCGGAAUCUUUGCGAUCUUUUGGCCUUGGUAUCCAGUGGUUAUUCCUUCGAGGUCUUGGUGGAAUCCCAGGUCCUUUUCUCUAUGGAAGCUUCAUUGAUUCAAUCUGCAUAUUAUGGCAGAUGGACGACUGUGAUGGGAGCAGAGGGUCGUGCUGGGUUUACGACAACCAAGGGUUGGCAGUUCGGUUUAUGGCGAUCACACUCGCGGGUCACUUUUUUGGUGGGAUAUUUUACCUUCUCUCAUGGUGGUUCUACAAAGGGCCCCCAACGUCAGGCGUUCCUAGUAGCACCCUACCACUAGAUGACGCACCUGAGGCCUGUUCGCCUCGAGCUGCUUCCUUUUCAAACAUAGCGUUUGUACCAGAAGCAUAGGAAGAAGCAAUGUAGCAGAUUGCACACUACGGCUCUAUCAGUACACUAGCUGCUACACUUCUG
Messenger RNA from Ciona intestinalis (vase tunicate), 2095 nucleotides. NCBI's taxonomy places the organism in Eukaryota, Metazoa, Chordata, Ascidiacea, Phlebobranchia, Cionidae. The record is from RefSeq and is a predicted model, not a curated record.